Paralichthys olivaceus (Japanese flounder) is the source of this 3901-nucleotide messenger RNA. It is a transcript of the gene nckipsd, whose product is annotated as NCK interacting protein with SH3 domain. The record is from RefSeq and is a predicted model, not a curated record. Gene Ontology annotation, biological process: endocytosis. Gene Ontology annotation, molecular function: protein binding; Arp2/3 complex binding. NCBI's taxonomy places the organism in Eukaryota, Metazoa, Chordata, Actinopteri, Pleuronectiformes, Paralichthyidae.
CUUCUCUUCACUCUGUGCUUGAUUAAAAUGCCUGGGAGGCGUGUUCAGGGUGUGACAGCGCCCCCUGCGGCGUUGACUGGCAGCGGUCCCGGGUCAGAUGAUCGGGCUGGAUUGUAAAUAGACAGCAGCAGCAGCAGCAGCAGCCAGAGACCCUGCGGUGCCAUGCCUCCACAGACUCUCUAACCCGCCUCAGACACCGCUCGCACUCCAACUCGGACACCGCCGAUCCCCGGACACCGCCCCGGCUCUUCUCGGCUCAUUCUCGGUGUCGCUAUAAAGUAUGUACCGCUCCCUGUUCGCCUUCCGAUCCGCGGAGCCCAACUCGCUGCACUUCGCGGCCGGGGAGAGCUUCCUAAUCCUGGAGAGGAGCAACAAUCACUGGUGGCUGGGCUCCCGCUGCAGCUCCGGGGAAACCGGCUACAUCCCCGCCUCGUACAUCGAGAAAAUCCAGGCUCCAGAGCAGGAUGAGGUGUUGCAGUCCAUCGACAGAGCAAUUGAAGGCAUCCACAACGUGGCCUUAAAAAAUGGAGGCAAAUACAACCUGGAGCAGCGAGACGUUCUGCAGAAGUUGAUCCAUCAUAGGAAGGAGACCCUCGCACGACGAAGUUCCUCCUCCUCCUCCUCCAUUCAGAAACAAGGCCUCCCAACUUCCAGCAGUGAAAUAUCUCUCAGUCAAACUCCUCCUCCGCCCAACGGCCUUAACCGAGACUAUGGACGCCACAGCAGCGUGCCGUUAUCAGGAAGCAUGGACAAUAUGCAAAGAGAGCAGGGCUUUUAUCAGGUGCCCCCUCAGCCUCGACGUGCGGCUCCGAUCACCCCUCCUCCCCCAGAGAAACAGAGAAGCAGUCGACCUGCAGCUGAGCCGGAGGUCCCCUCCAGAGUGUCCUCUCUCUCCCCGUCCCCUGCUCCCUCCCUCUCGAUCAGCACCACCUCUUUGGAGUCGGGCUCCUGCCCCUCCCUGGUCUCCUCUGAUGUCAGUUUGCCAAGCGUCUCCAGCACUCCCCCCCCUCCAGUGCCAUCUCGUGUGAAGCCCCCUGCGCUGCCUUUAGAAAUGUUGCCCUCUGACUCCCCCCCUCAGCCUGCUCCUGCGAAGAAAGGCCUGGCGCCUCAGCCUCCUCAGCCUCCUCAGCCCACCACCACUUUAGAGCCCGCUGCGGAGAACCAGCCGGAAAGCGAAUGGCCCGUUGCGCCCCCGUCUGUCGCUGAAAGUGCCCCUGGCAGCCCCACUAUCUCUGAGCCGGUGCCCAUGACCAUCGGGGCUGAGCUGAUUGAGCUGGUGCGGAAGAACACAAGCUUGAGUUAUGAGCUGUCACGGGUCGCUGUGGGCGUGGUGGUCGGCCAUCUGCAGACCACUUUGCCUCAAGCAUCCUCCGCCCUGGAGCAAGUUCUCCUCUCCCUGGUGGAGAGCAAGGUUUCGAGUGCAGCUCUGCCGCAGGGUCAGGUGUGUCAUGACGAGCAGCGGCUGGAGGUAAUCUUCAGUGACCUCGCCCGUCACCGUGACGACUCCCAGCAGCGUAGCUGGGCGCUUCACGAAGACCACGCUCUGAUCGCCUGCUACCUCGAGGAGCUGCUGAAGAUUCUGACUGAUGCAGAUCCAGAGGUGUGUAAGAGGAUGUGCAAGGCCAACCACUGCGAGAGCAUCAUCUCUCUGGUUUCAUAUUACCAGAUGGAGCUCCGUGUGUCGCUGCGGCUGCUGCUGCUCAAAGUGUUCGGGGCGAUGUGCAGCCUGGACGCCGCUCUCAUCUCCACGCUGCUCAACUCCAUCCUGCCCAUGGAGCUGGCCAGAGACCUGCAGAAUGACACACAAGAGCAUCAGAAGAUGUGUUACACAGCUUUGGUGCUGACUAUGAUCUUCUCAAUGGGCGAGCAGGUGCCAUAUCAUCACUAUGAGCACCUGAAUGAUGACUUUGUUCAGUUCCUGCUGGAUGUUGUGGAGGACGGGCUUCCCUCCGACCCCACUGAGCAGCUGCCCGACACCUUUCUCAACCUCCUGCUGGCCUUCAACCUGCACCACACAACUCCCAGCAACAAUGUGAUCAUGCAGGAGGUGAAGAAGAAAAAUGUCAAGAUCCUGUCAGAGAAAGUUCUUCUGCUUCUGAACAGAGGCGAUGACCCCGUGUGCAUGUUCAAACACACCCCGCCUGCACCGCACUCUGUGCUCAAGUUUCUGCAGGAUGUUUUUGCCAACAGAGAGACGGCUGACAUCUUCUACCGCACUGACAUGAUGGUGAUGAUUGACAUCGCCGUCCGGCAAAUAUCUGACCUUUCACCUGGAGACAAGCUAAGGAUGGAGUACCUUUCCCUGAUGCACUCCAUAAUGCGCUCGACGGACUACCUUGAGCACCAGCACCGCCUGUCCGACCUGCAGGGGGCACUGCAGAGGAUUCUAAGGGAGGAAGAAGAUCCCGGAGAGGAGGAAGGGAGCGCUACAGCCAAACAGAUGGAUAAGCUCAUUGUGCAGCAGAUCUACAAGGAGUUCCCACAUAUCUGUGAGAACCAGGUCUAACCAUGUCAGUAUCACGCUCACACACUGUAGUCUGCUCCCAUCUACUGCAGGGAGGUGCAAUAAAGCUUGAAAGAAGAAGAACUGAUGUUUGAUGGGACGCCCUGUGAUCUGUGCCAGACUGUACUGAGAGAAGCAAACCAGUUCCGCCAAUGUUUUCCUGGACUGGUCGUCCAGCAUCCCUGUGAUUGACAUCAAGAAGAUCUUGCAGCUUUUCUCCUCUUGAAUAAUCUGAUCUUUAUCUGAUGAAUUCAGGAGGAUGUCUUAAGUUUGUGUCAAGAAGGGAAAAAAUAUGACGAGUGCGUUGUGAGGUUUAGUCAUACGGAGAUUAAAAAUAGCCAAAUCUAGGGCAAGUUUAGGAGCUUUUCUCACAGUGAAUUCUUAGCAAUAAUAACAAUUACACAUUACCUAACUAUACUUUAUUAAUUAAAGUAAUAAAGCAACAGUAACUAUGACUAAAUCUUAUUCUAACCAAAUCAAACAGAUUUUAGAGCAAAUUGAUCGAUUUGACAUUUUAUUCAAAUUAAAAAAUAGUUGUGAGAAUACUUUGAGCCUUUAUGUGCUUCCCUAACAGUGGGACCAAACUACUGUGUGUUACUGAAAGCAUUAUUUUAUUUACAGCAUACAGAGCUUCCUCUUUCAUCCACUUCCGCAUUCAGUGUAUUUCAAACUAAAUCAAGUUCAGCAAGUGUACUGUCAUAUUGAGAGGAAAAAAAACCUGGACUCAUGAGUUAUCAUUACUAAGCUUUUAGCUGAGUAACCUGCUGCUACAUACUGAGUCUCUCCUGUGGCUCGGUCUGGUACGUUUGUCGAUCGCUCUGAACUGACACACGCUAAACUCCUCCAGCGCCACAAGUCAUUGACUGUUUACAGAUCUGAGGGUUUUGUCGUAAUGCUGCAUUCACACUCAGCCUAACUGUGCUGCAAUAAGGCUUUUAACAACGUGCUGUAAAAGACUGAGUAUUGACUAAUGUGAAGAGGAAACGUGUUUUGCAGUUAUUAUCUUAAAUAUUUAACUGGUCAGUGUUGUUGAUUUCUGGUUAUAAUCUCAUAGUUCCACUGCAAAUCAAAACAAGGCAAUACAGGGCAUUUUGUUUAUCUCCUCGUGGUCUUAUUCUUAAACAGCAACACAUCCCUUUCCUUGUUUCUUCCCUGUGAUGUAGUGAUUGAUGUCGUUCUCCCAUCUUACACUGAGCUUCUCUGUUUCUGUCCCUGGAAUGGCUCCUUUAAACAUGUGUCUGAGAACACAAUCUAGAAGUAACAUCAGAUUUAUGUCCAAGUACUCAUUCAUUCACUGUUAGUGAGAGAGAUGAACGUUUCCUUUCCAUAUUUAACAUUGUCUGCACAUCUGCUCUGACUGUGUUAUAAUAAAUCUAAUAAAGCUAUAUUUUAACAGUG